This is a messenger RNA of Mucor velutinosus, 1638 nucleotides long. It is a transcript of the gene GSH2, whose product is annotated as Glutathione synthetase. NCBI's taxonomy places the organism in Eukaryota, Fungi, Mucoromycota, Mucoromycetes, Mucorales, Mucoraceae. The transcript has 7 exons. The record is from RefSeq and is a predicted model, not a curated record. Bases 1 to 1638 code for a protein of 545 amino acids. Gene Ontology annotation, molecular function: protein binding.
AUGUUGGCUUUUGGUAUAACAUUUACCAACGCUCAAAUAUAUACAACACCUCCUCCCAGAAGAUCACCCAGCUGUGCUCUCUUGAGUGGAAAAAUCUACUGCUAUGGCGGCUGGACAGGGCCCAGUUCAGCUGUAAAAAGAGACACAUCGCUUUAUACUUUGGACAUUACGAAUGUCACUGAUAAUUUUGAAACCAAAUGGGAAGAAAUCACAAAUGUAGUAAAUGCCAAUAUUGCGUCAACUGAAGUCAGAGGAAGAGCACAAGUUGCAGUUCCAAGUGAUGGCAAAAAUCUACUCAUUAGUGGAGGUUUCCCGUAUUCAAACCAUAGCACCACACCUCAACAUUUAGUUUUUAACGCAGAAACAAAAUCAUGGAAAUCGCUUGCAGAGUUUGACGAUGGACCAAAUGGGAAAUACAGACAGAUUUAUUUAGCAACAGCCACAUAUGUUCCAGAACAAUCAAAAUUCUACUUUUAUGGUGGUGUGGAAAACUACCCCGUCAAUACCUGGUACCUCGAUACAUUAACAAAUGUAAAUAUCUCAAACCCAAUCUUCGCAUCUGACGCUACUCGAUCAAAAAUUGGAUACUACAGAAUGACAACUCUUGAUAUCAACAGUGGAGCAAGCAAUCCAUGGCAAAUCAUUCCUCAACAAAACCCCCCUACAAUCGACUACUAUAUGCAAUCAUCUAUCUAUCAUACCAGCAGUAAGAAAAUCUAUUAUUUUGGAGGAUACUACAAUGAUGUGAGUGCAGUUGGAACAGCAAAUUUGACAUUCCAAGAAGCCAUUGUGUUUGAUACAGCCACUUCAACAUGGGGCAAGCAAGCUUUCACUGGCGGUGUCAUUCCCACAGUACGAAGAUACCACACAAUGACACUUUUGCCUUCUGGUCAAGAUGUUUUGCUGUAUGGUGGCACUACAAAUGAUGCAAAUCCCUCAAGAGACUUUUGCUUUGUGGCAAAUCUGGAGACCUUUGUCUGGUCAUCCUGCAACACUAUUGGAUUACCUAAUAACGGGAUUACAUAUCGAGCCGAGCACUCAGCUGUAUUGGAUGACGCCAAGAAGAUUGUCUACAUCUUGUUUGGCUAUGCAAAUGACAAAUCUGUGGUGGAUAACUAUGAUACUGUCCUUGCUUUAAAUGUCUCUGACCCCAAAGCUGUGGCAUUUGUCGAUAGUACUCAAACGGCCAAGCCGGUAGAAAGUAGCGUGCCAGCCCCUGUCAACGAGAAUGGAUCAGGCGGCACCAUUGGAGGUGCUGUUGGAGGUGCUGUAGGCGGCCUUCUGGUCAUUGGCCUGAUUGCCUUCUUUCUAAUGAAAAAAAAGAAGAGUGAAGAGAAGCCAGUCGAGGAAGACAAAGAAGAACAACUCUCUGUAGAUUGGGACGCUAUUGAAGGCGGAUACACAGAGGCAUAUCCAGUGUCAGACAUUAAUACAAAAGACAUAUACACCAGCCAUAACAAACCAUACGAGCCUAGUGUUCAAGAGCAAGAAGCAAUGAUACAGUUCUCGCCUGCAAUGACAAACACCAACACAGAGACAACCGCAGUUGCAUCUAUCAAUGUCCCCGAUGUUGCUAUCGAUUAUCAGCACGACGCACACAGAGGAAAUUAUAUCAUAAAACCUGACGUUGCCUUGUAA